AAGUGGCGCUUGCUCAAGUGCGCCCACGGAGACGCAGCAGGAGUGGACCGGAAACAACAGGGUGAGGUACUGAUUGUAUGCUUCAGGAGAACGGAGUUUUUACAUUUCACGCGCUUGGAAUUGGUUGUAUCCAGAGACUGUAGUUAUUUGAAGUGCAACACUGUCAACCUUCAGAAUUACAAGAAUUAAAUGCGAAUGCUAUAUCACCAUAUUUUGGUUAGGCUUGACCAUUAAAACAUUGUUUUUUCUUUAUUAUUUUAAUCGCACGCACCUGCACCUGAGUUCCCUCGCACAGUUCAUCAACUGGAGGCAUUUAAAGAAAGGACUUAAGAGUUUUGCUGACCAUAUAUUUCAUCAUGAAAUUGCUGGUGUCAAUGUUGGUAGUUUUUCUUGCUUUGGCUGAAGUAUUUUCUGAAGAAGGUGGUCAUAAUGGAGAUCUAAACCACUGGACAAAUAGUAUUCAAAUACAGGACGAGUGGCUUGCAUCUGAUCCUGUAAACGAGAUCCUAAAAAGAAUCACAAGGAAACCUCGGCCUCGUCAAUUUUUUGGUCUAAUGGGAAAGCGAUCAUACGCAAAUGCACAGAUAACCCGCAAACGGCAAAAACUCAACUCUUUUGUGAGUCUGAUGGGGAAACGAAGCCAGGAAGAGCCAGAUAUGUAUGAAUGGAGAAUACAGAACUAGGAUCAACCAUGUUGGAGACUGUGUCAAACAAACAGAUUGUGUCAAUGUGUUCAGUGAAGAUUCACUCCUUCUGUGAGUGAGAGGUGCCUGGUAUUAAAUUGAUGUUGUUUGAAUUUUUAUUUCAAAUUAGCUUAUAUAGUAUAAAUUAUGUCCUCAUUGUGGUGACAAUGACAAUUUUAGUCAUCAGAAACAAAAAACCUGAAGCAACAAGAUGUAAAAUGUUACAUAUCAUGUUAUCUGUUGUAAUGAAGAGUGAACUAUUUUAUUACUGACCAAAAUGGAAAGCUUCACCCAGCUAACCUGGGAAGUGUGUAUAGCCAGACUCAUUUUAUAGUGCUGCAUUAUUGUUUCUUGUUUGGGUGUUUGUUUGUUUGUUUGUUUGUUUGUUUGUUUGUUUGUUUGUUUUUUCUCAAAUAAAUUGUAUGGUAGUGCAGUCAUGUUCAAAUGCCACAGCAUGCCUGGUUAUUUUUGUUAGUGUAGCCUACCAUAAAGACUAUCUGAUGUCAAACAAAAUAGUAUUAUGGUUUGUGAAAGUGAAAUGUUAUAUUAAAAUAAUUUUUCAUUUGA
Messenger RNA from Conger conger (European conger), 1250 nucleotides. RefSeq names its product protachykinin. The transcript is spliced from 5 exons. NCBI's taxonomy places the organism in Eukaryota, Metazoa, Chordata, Actinopteri, Anguilliformes, Congridae. Gene Ontology annotation, biological process: tachykinin receptor signaling pathway. The record is from RefSeq and is a predicted model, not a curated record. Bases 357 to 683 code for a protein of 108 amino acids.